AUGUACGGUGAUCAUAGUUUAGCUAUGGUCGAAGAUGAGGAUACCGAUGGCGAGGCGGAUUUAGCACCGACUACCUAUUCGCAUAGAUUACGAUCAAUGUCCGAUUCAUCUAUCUCUUCACAACUCACUGGUACAGGUCGUUCAAAAUCUGGUUCCCUUGAAGAUGUUUGGCAUUCCGACCAACCAGUAAAUCAUGAUCAAUCAUCGAAGUGUUCAGCGUUAGGCACAACAGAUGAUGAACUGAAAGUAGCUGGUUCAGAUGGUGAUGUCCUCCUGUCCCGUGGUCCAUCAUUUUCAAAUCCAAAUCAAUUAAGUUUUGUUGAUAGUAAUUCAAUGCAUCAGCUGAAAGAAAUCACUACUCUCCGACGUUGUCCUACACCUGAAGUCCUAUGUCCUAUUACAUCAUCAGCAAUCAAUCUACCCGAUGAUAUUGUCUCUGAUAGUAUACCGACAUCAAUUAAAUCGGGUAAAGAGAAAAAGAAACGUGUACGUAAACGACGUAUUGGAUCACGUCAUCAUGAUGAUAUAUCGAAUACGCUAAACACUGAAUGUAUGAAUUAUAUAAACACGCAUGAUCCAUCAUCAUCAUCAGCAUCACCGACGCAGACAUCUUUAAUGAAUCCAUUAGAUAUUCAUCUACCUGCUGUUACUUGUAGUCCAGGACAUGAUCAUCCGGGUCGGGUAUAUGUAGAUACUGAUAUACCAUUGAGUGUUGAUGCUUUAUUUCAUUGUAUUUUCACCGAUUCAGAGUUUUUUUCACGUCUUAGUGAACUGCGCGGGACAUUCGGUAUGAUUCAAUCACCUUGGCCAGUAUUUAAAUGGUUUAAUACAUCUUUGGAUCAAGUUGACAGUACUGCAGCAACCAGUGCUAUGCCUCCUCCUAUUAGUACUACUCUGAAUGGUGAUAAAGUUGAACGAACGAUUACUUAUACGCUGACAUUGAAACAAAAACUUGGACCAAGAACAUGUACUGCAGUAGAACAACAGACUUUGUUAUUAAGUCAAUCCGAAUUCGGCAAACGAUAUGUGGUUGACGCAAAAGUUACUAAUCAAGCUGUACCAUUGUGCAAUUGUUUCUGUGUUGUCAGUCGAUAUUGCCUGUUACGGGUGAAUCAUACAACUAGCCGCUUACAUGUCUGUUCUCAAGUGAUUUAUGAGAAACCAGUUUUCUUCGGAGCAAAAAGUAUCAUAGAGAAUACUUGUCAUUCUGGUUUAUCAGACUUUUUUGAUACGCUUACAAUACAGUUAACCGGUUUGGCAACAAAUCUCUCAAUGGAAGAACGUCUCACCGGAGGUUGGUUAACACAGAAACGUGGUUGUGGAAAUAAUAAUGUUGUUAGUAAUAAUACCAAUACUAAUGCUAAUGAAGUGUCUUCAAUUCCCCAGAUGCAUCAUCGAAUGCUUCCUCACCAUCAUCAUCAUCAUCAUGGGACGACAACUGUUCAAGAUGUUGUUGUCAGUACGGCUAGUCAUCAAGAGAAUCGUCGAGGUAAAAAUGAUGGCAAUGUCACAGGUAAAGGCAAAUUAUUAUUAACCACACAUAAUAAAGUGCCUUCAGUGAAAUAUUCUGAUCAAGGGAAACAAACUGUAUUCAAUAAUUGUUUGAAUGGAACAUCUGGUAAAAGGUCAAUCAGUAAUAAUAAUAACAGUAAUAGUAAUAAUACUGUUAGCUAUUUUGGAUCUGGAGAUAUGACCUAUUUAUUUAUGCGACCAGAUCGGGCAUGGCUUUUAUUAGUUAUUAUAAGCCUACUACUCUGUUUAUUCUUAUCAAUGGUGUAUAAUCGUUUAGUAGUAUUGGAGAAGUUGGCUGAACAAUUCCCAUCUUCGCCUGCAUCGUCAUCAUCACCGUCGUCGUCGACUGUUCGGGAUCAAGAUUACAUAUCAGAUUUAUUUGGUCCUUCAUAUUCUAAAGAGAAUCCACUAUUCUCUUCAUCAUCGUCACCAUCAUUUACAGGGAAAGAUGAACGUGAGUCAAUAUACAAGGAUCAGUUAAAUGGUCAAGGAACAAGAUUAAAAGUGAUGAAAGAUCUUAUACAGUUAUUAUCGAAAACACUUACACAGAUGCAACAAACACUGACACAAGUACGUCAAGGUAUAGAAUUGCUUGAAGUCCCGCCGUCUAGUGUAGGCAACACUGGCGGUAGUGGUGUUGUGGUUGGUGGUGGGGAUAUCCAACAAGCCAGUGUGAAUUUCAAUCUUCCUCCAAUGAAUUCUGGUCUUGAUUCUUGUACAUCAAAUACAAAAGAUGCUCCUGUCACCUGA
Molecule: messenger RNA, 2262 nt
Organism: Trichobilharzia regenti
Lineage: Eukaryota; Metazoa; Platyhelminthes; Trematoda; Strigeidida; Schistosomatidae
Source: the annotation of a GenBank genome assembly